AUGUUUGACAUCACUCACCUGAUUCGUCAUCCCUUGUUCCUAGCCACCUACAUCGUAGCCAUCCCUGCUUGGAUAGUGGCUUUUGCGGGUCAAUGCGCCACCGAAGCAAAGUAUUCUCUCAGAGGUACCAAUCAACCCGUCUGCGGUGUCUUAUGGUUUGCCAUAUGGGUACAACUGUCAGUAUUCCUCCCAUCUUUCGCUUUAUGUUCAGAUAACUUGGCUUUGCAUCGGAUUCAACUCGCAGUCAUCCUCGCCAUCGCCAUAGUCUUUGCUGUCAUCGGCGUCAACGACUUCAUUUAUUCCAGUCUGGGUGCGGAAACUGCGGUGGGGGCAGGAUGGCUUCUCAUCACUUUUGCAGAUCUGAUAUGGCUCCUUUACCUGACGUCCGAGGAAGAUUCUGCUUUCUAUCGUAUUCUCAACUCUGCAGGGAAUGGUGGACUAUCCGGUCCUAACAGAAGGGCUCGUCACGAAUCAACCUUCGGCCACGAGGCCGGUGUGACGCCCCCAGGGAAUGGAUUCUCCAAUGGUGGCGGUUAUCCAAUGGGUGGUUACGCCAACGCUGCAUCCAUGGACACUCCUCAAAAGGCUGCGCCAUUGGCUCGAGAAUACACACCACCGGCAUCCGAAGAACGAGCUCAGGCUUUCCCUCUCCGAGCAAAAGCUCUAUAUGCCUACACCGCUAGCGCAGACGACCCCAACGAGGUCACCUUGGCGCGAGGGGACAUCCUCGAGGUCAUGGACAAUACGGGUAAAUGGUGGCAGGUCAAAACACCUGCUGGACAAACUGGGAUUGCUCCCUCCAACUACCUUCAAAUGUUCUGA
Tremella mesenterica DSM 1558 is the source of this 822-nucleotide messenger RNA. RefSeq lists its product as uncharacterized. The record is from RefSeq and is a predicted model, not a curated record. Gene Ontology annotation, molecular function: protein binding. The transcript has 6 exons. NCBI's taxonomy places the organism in Eukaryota, Fungi, Basidiomycota, Tremellomycetes, Tremellales, Tremellaceae. The coding region runs from base 1 to 822 and encodes 273 amino acids.